AUGAACGCCUCUAGAACUCUUGCCGCAGCUGCAAGAACAAAUGCAAAAUACACAAAAGCUAUACCAAGAUCUUGGUCAAGACAAUCGUCCUUCAAAACUACCACCCCUCUUCACAAGUCGUCGCAAACCUUCUCGAGAUCAUAUCAUGAAUCUGGCUCGCACAAUGCUUCCGCGGCAUCAUUGGCAAAGGCUUCUAACCCCGCAAUGGCAUUCCCUUGUCUAGAUGCCCUGGAAACCAAGUCUGCAACCUUGGAAGCUCGUUCCCUUUCAAGUGGUCCAGAGCCAUCUUAUACUAGCGGAGCAACUCUCAAAUACCACUGCGAUGAACCUUUAUUACUUGAUUGGGGAGGAGUACUGCGAGAAUUCGAUAUUGCUUAUGAAUCAUGGGGUGAAAUGAACGCAGACAAAUCGAACGUCAUUUUACUGCAUACUGGAUUAUCUGCAUCUUCACAUGCACAUUCAACAGAAGCGAAUCCUAAGCCGGGGUGGUGGGAAAAGUUUAUAGGUCCGGAUAAAAGCCUUGAUACGAAUAAAUACCAUAUUAUAUGCACGAACGUUAUUGGAGGAUGUUAUGGUUCAACGGGACCCUCGACAAUUGACCCUGCCGAUGGAAAGCGAUAUGCGACGAGAUUUCCAAUUCUUACCAUGGAAGACAUGGUGCGGGCACAAUUUAGAUUACUUGACGGACUCGGAGUUACAAAACUAUAUGCGAGUGUUGGAUCGAGUAUGGGUGGUAUGCAGUCGUUAGCUGCCGCAGUUCUGUUUCCCGAACGAGUUGGUCGAGUGGCCAGUAUCUCAGGAUGUGCGAGGAGCCAUCCCUAUAGCAUUGCAAUGCGCCAUACUCAGCGGCAAGUGUUGAUGAUGGAUAAGAAUUGGAACCGUGGAUUUUACUAUGACCAUAUUCCUCCUCACGCAGGUAUGAAACUUGCGCGUGAGAUUGCCACCGUAACAUACCGUUCGGGGCCUGAAUGGGAGUUAAGAUUUGGUCGACGAAGAGCUGAUCCAAGCAAGCCACCUGCCUUGUGUCCCGACUUUCUCAUCGAGACAUAUCUCGAUCACGCCGGCGAAAAGUUUUGUUUGGAGUACGAUCCAAAUAGUCUUCUGUAUGUUAGCAAGGCUAUGGAUCUCUUUGACCUUGGUGCGAAAAAUCAACUUGCGACUUCAUCAAGGAGGACAGACCAUUUAGCACGUAUGAAAACUGGAUCUGAAGCUGCAUCUUCUCUUGGAGAUGCAGCAUGCAGCCUUACCCUUCCCGAUAGCCCAUACAAGGAACAACCAGAAGAAAAUGGGUCAACAGAUAUUAAUGCCCCUAUUGAGCCGUCUCCAGGACCUCCUGCGGACUUGGUUUCCGGAAUGAAAGCUAUGAAAGAUCAUCCUACUCUGGUUAUGGGUGUUUCUAGCGAUAUCCUGUUCCCGGCAUGGCAGCAAAGAGAGGUUGCCGAGACGCUAAGAAAAGCGGGAAAUACCAAAGUAAGUCACGUCGAACUUGGGGAAGAUGUCAGCCAGUUUGGACACGAUACAUUCUUAUUGGAUGUGGAGCAUGUCGGUGGACCAUUGAAGGAGUUCUUGGGUUAA
Molecule: messenger RNA, 1575 nt
Organism: Sclerotinia sclerotiorum 1980 UF-70
Lineage: Eukaryota; Fungi; Ascomycota; Leotiomycetes; Helotiales; Sclerotiniaceae
Exons: 1
Coding region: 1-1575 (524 amino acids)
Biological process (GO): L-homoserine metabolic process
Molecular function (GO): L-serine O-acetyltransferase activity; homoserine O-acetyltransferase activity
Source: RefSeq, a predicted model, not a curated record